AGACUGGACCGUUAGUUUAGCAGAAUGCUAGCCGUUAGCAGCUAACACUUAGCCGUUAGCUAACUGUUAGCAGACCGUCGUGUCGCUGUGUACAUUCAUUAUUUUUGCACGCAACGAUUACAAACUGAAUGCCGAGAAUGUUCAGAAUAGUGUUAUGAUUGUUUACAAAAUGCUAACUGCUUUUAAAUAUUAACGCAAAGUGAAAACAUCUAGUGUGCUAAACUAGCUAGCUAAGCUAAUAGCUAACGUUACAUCUGUUCUGAAUGAGAUGUGAUGUAGAUACCUGACAGGCUGGAAGACACUGAAAUACACAACUUAAGCUUACUAGGUGACAGGUGGUCUCUCCAGCUUCUCUCAUCAGCUGGAGCUUUGGUGUCCCAGCUGAGCAAAGGCUCCUCCCUCAUCAGCCAAAGUUUGGCAGCACUGAUAACAUUGCAGCCCUGAAAGACUUUAGAUGACAUCCAGGAGAAGGAGGGUUCUUAGGACAGGGCAGCUGCCCUCCAGCCCGAAGUUUGGCAGUGAUGAUAACUGUUCUGCUACGUCUGGCUCUUCAGGAGUCCAUGGAGGACCUCCUAGCUCCAGGGACAACACCCCUGACCAUACCCAGGCAUCAGGCUUUAAUGCUAUACUCCAUGAGAUCCAAGAGCUCAGGGAAAACAAAGGCCACCUCGAGGAAUCCUUUCAAAACUUAACAUCCUGCCACCAACAAGACUAUGCAUUGAUUGUUGAGGCCCUACAUGAGGAGCGAUACAGGAGUGAACGUUUAGGAGAACAGCUCAAUGACUUGAUAGAACUGCACCAGAAUGAAAUUUUGAAUUUGAAAGAGGAGCUAGCCAGCAUGGAGGAGACUGCUCAUCAUUCUAACCAAAGACCAACAGAUAUUCAUGAGGCGCUGCAAGCAUGUCAGACACGUCUGUUCAAGAUGGAGCAGCAACAGCAGGUGGUGCAGCUUGAAGGUUUGGAGAACACCACAGCACAGACUGUUCUUGGAAAACUAAUUAAUGUGCUGUUGGCUGUUCUGGUGGUCAUUCUAUUAUUUGUGUCCACAGUGGCUAACUGUGUCACAACAUGCAACCGCAUGCUUUAUACACUGCUUUUUGUAGUCCUCUUCUCUUUCCUCUGGAGGCACUGGGAUGUCAUUUCAGAGUAUCCAAAAUACUUUUUCUGCACUCAACAUCCUGACAGGGGAGAUCUAUAAAACGGUCUCAACUGCAGCAUCAAUCUGGCAUCUCUUCAGGAAUGUUGUGCAAAAGACUUGAGCAUUAAGGAUCCAUAUUUCAUGUUACUCUUCAGUGCAACAACACUCCCAAUAAACAAGUGAAAUCAGACUCAA
Molecule: messenger RNA, 1333 nt
Organism: Sebastes umbrosus (honeycomb rockfish)
Lineage: Eukaryota; Metazoa; Chordata; Actinopteri; Perciformes; Sebastidae
Product: transmembrane and coiled-coil domains protein 1-like
Exons: 4
Coding region: 455-1198 (247 amino acids)
Cellular component (GO): endomembrane system
Source: RefSeq, a predicted model, not a curated record